Molecule: messenger RNA, 1825 nt
Organism: Mycena citricolor
Lineage: Eukaryota; Fungi; Basidiomycota; Agaricomycetes; Agaricales; Mycenaceae
Source: the annotation of a GenBank genome assembly
GAAACGUCGUGCGCAGUUACCUCGAUCUUGCACGGUUAGCAUCGCCUCAUGCCAACGCUUCACUCUCCAUCGCCACUGGUGUAGAAGCUGCAACGAGAUUAUGGAAAAUGUUUCGCCGGUCCCCUCACAAGACGCCGACAUUCUUGUAUCCGACCAAAACAACAUCGUAGCUGCUUUGGAAUCCAUGGAAGCGCGUGGGGACUGCUCUUCGCUCGUUGAAGAUCGCAAGACUCUGAUGAUCGCGCUCUCGAACCUCCACACGCGCCGGAACGCGCUGGCGCCCGUUUCCCGGCUUUCUGCGGAGCUUCUCUCUGAGGUCUUCCUCAUACUCACCGCCUACUCGUGCGUCUCAGCCAAUCACCCGGGGUACAUCACACCGGCCGAAGCCCGCCUCUCGAUCGAAACCGUAUGUCGGCACUGGCGAUUGGUGGCGUUCGGAUGCGCUCGACUGUGGAGCAACAUUGAUUUUGGUUUCGACCCGACAUCGCGCGUCAGAGAGUCGCUUGAGCGAUCGCACGGAACGCUCUUGACGGUGCAGGCGAAUGUGUCGAUGCACGAGUCGGUGGGGGAAAAUGUGUUGCUGGUGCUUCCGGACCACCUGUUCCGCACGCAAUGUCUCGAUCUAGGGUUGACGGGCAACUAUUAUGAGCGGCUUAGGUCCGGUUUGGUUGCUCCCGCGCCCAAGUUGGAGGUCCUGCGCCUGCAUUGCAGCAAUGACACCAUCUCUCUUGCAUCAGAUGCCUUUGCAGCACACAUUCCCUGUCUGCGCCAACUGGAACUCGUGAAUUGCAGCAUUCCCAAGUGCUCCGUGAUGUUGCGUAUGCAGCUCACGUAUCUUUCUGUGUCGGAUAUUCCGCCGGAGCUUGCGUUUUCUGUCAUGGAAUGGCUCGAGGUUCUGGCUGCAUUGCCUGAACUUCAGGUGCUGACGAUUGUCUCCGCAUUCGCCAGCACCAGUCAGAGCGUGGAGAAGCAUUUGCCCUCUAUCCAUUUGCCAGAUCUCAUCGCAAUCUCUCUCGGGGGGCAUAUGUGGAACUGCACGGAGUUAUUAGUACAGCUCACCUUCCCUCCCACUCCGUGCAUUGAGAUCGACUGCGUCUCUCUUGCGAUGGAGCAGCCGAUGGAGCUGACAUGUCUCUCGAUCUUGCUCGAGACCCUCGGCAAACUCUUGAAGGCCCUUCCGGCUGGUGAGAGGCUGCGUGCUCUGGGCGUUCGAUGGCUCUCUAAUACCGAGCUCGUGCUGCAGGGAUCGAGCGAUGCGGAAGCUAACUUGUCGCCGGACACCGACAGCUCGCCGGAGUUCCAGCUGUCGUUCGUGCCGAGGUCGUACGUGUUUCCGCUGCUUUCCGCGGUGCUUUCGGCUUUUCCGACGUCCGGUAUCUCAAAGCUGGACAUCUCUCCUCCACCGUGCGAGUGUGAUUUGCCAAGCCCAGCGCACCUCCUGCACAUGGACGAUUGGCCUCGACUUUUUCGGUUCUUCCCCGCAGUGACCCAUUUGUAUCGAAUACGAUACGAUUUGGUGCUGUGUCUGCUCAAUUUGAUAGAGGAGGACCCGACAAUUUUCCCUGCCCUCUCUACAUUGGGCCUGGUCAACACUUCAUUCGAGACUCCCGGCGUCUUCGACACUCUCAUUCGCAUGCUACGCAGCCGUCAGCGGCCAAUCACCAAAAUCUCGUUGACGUUUUGCACGAAUGUGGCGGCAAGAUUGUCUGCUUUGAGAAAGACAGGCGUUGCAAUCGAAUGGGAUGGCAAGGCUCGCUUUGAGAGGCACAGUGACGAGGAGACUAGGUUGAGACGGAUCCGGUUUGGGUAUGCGAUUUGGGUGUGA